AGGGGAGGUAACGCAGCACCAGAAGAAGAAAUAGUCGUAGAAGAAGAGGGAUACGGAAGAGCAGCAGUUGUUAAAGGGAAUUAGAGUCAGACGGGCUUUAUGCCACUAAAUCCGUGUACCAGAAGACAGUUUGCUUGUGGGAAAAUGUCAAAAAACUCCAAAAAGAGAAAGCACAUGGAGUCUUCAUCCUCCAGUGAAGAAAAUGAAAAGUCAUCCAAGGAACAAGAUGUUCCUGAGAAUAAAAAAAGGGGCAAGAGAAGGCAAGACAUAAACAGUCCGAGGAGCUGUGCAGAAAAAACAGAAAAGUGUAAGAAGCCUUCAAGGGAAGAAUAUGAAAAGUCAUCCAAGGAACAAGAUGUUACUGAGAAUUACAAAAGUGGCAAGAGGAAGCAAGAUGUAAAGAAGAGCUGUUCAGCAAAACCAGAAAAGUGUGCUUUCUCUACCGUUAAAGAUCCUUCCCAAAGCACCCGCCACAUCAAAAAUACUGUCUACAGACUAUCAAGAACACAAGCAACAGACCUGAAACCUGUUUAUAAGCAAGAAGAAUGUACAAAAACAAAAUUUGAAAGUUCAGAUAAACAUAUUACUGUCAGGUGUAAGACUGUGAAAAAGGAAACUUCUAAACCCUCAAACAAUGCAGGUACAGUUCCUCAGAGGACAGAGAAGACAUUUAAAGGCAGCACAAAGAAAACAACUUCCCAUAGGAGCACAUCCAAAUUUAAAAAACAGCGUAUGAGUCCGAGUUUGGUUUCUGCUGAACAGAAUGAACAGAGACAGAAUGUACUGACGAGGAAGUGCAGAGCUGAAAAUGAACGAUGGACUUCCAAGAACAGAGAACCAAACAAGUCCUCCUCUGUCUCUCAAGAUUCUUCAUGGAAGAAGAAACGAGAUCUGUUCAGCAAGAUGUGCAAAAGGCAUCGAGAAAAUGAGGCCGAACGGAGCCUGUGUACAGAGGCAAAAACUCCCUCUGUCUCUACUACAGAGCAUUCCUCCACUUCAUCCAAGCAGACUACCUCAGUUAGUAGCUCAAAUGUGGUGAAGAAUGUCAGAACAAUCCCAGGAAAUGUCCCAUUGAUGUCAUAUAUGACAGUCAAGUCAUCAUCUGUUCAGGAACAAAUAUGCCGCGGUGAAUCACAUAUGCCUCUUCAGUUUCCACCAAGUCCAGUAGAUAGCACCAGUGACAAUAAUAAUGCUAGUUCUUCAAACGGAAAUCUCAAACAUGGGACUGAGCCUUCAGACUCGAGGCCCUCAAGAAGCAACGCCAUGCAGCGACGUGUCCAACAAGCUCCCUGCUGUUUGGAUGCUACACCUAGUUCUUCAUCUGAAGGGCAAGAUAAGAGGUCAUUUUCGUCAAGCCAACUCCUAGUUCUGUCUCAUACAGUCACUGAGCUGUGGCAUGACCAGAUGCAAGUGGUUGAAGAGCUUCAUCUUGCUCGCUCUGAGAAGCGAUUGGAGGUGAACAUUCUGCAAAUCUAUGGGGAACUCACCUGUAUGGACAUAGACCCUCCAAAGGAGGGAGCUGCAGACGCACAAUGUAAACAAGCUCCUCGGCAAGCGCUAAUCCUUGUUUUGGACACCAACAUUCUCAUCAGUCACUUGGAUUAUGUGAAAAAUAUCAAAUCUCAUGGCCUUGGAGCCGUGGGCUUCCCUAUAGUCCUGAUCCCCUGGGUGGUGCUUCAGGAGCUGGAUUCCCUAAAGAGGGGGAGAGGCAUGUCAGGUUCUGUGGGGCACCUGGCAGCUCCUGCCAUAUCGUAUAUUCACAACUCUUUGAAGAAGCCGGGAACUGACCUGUGGGGGCAGUCUAUGCAGCAGGCUGUUGAGAGCAGCAAUGGUCAGAAUGCUGAGAAUAAUGAUGACAGGGUGCUGCUGUGCUGCCUGCAAUACCAGAGUCUGUACCCAGAGUGUGCUCUCAUUCUAUGCACUAAUGAUAAGAACCUAUGCAGUAAGGCCCUCCUGAGUGGAGUGAAUGCCCUCAGCAAGAAUGAUUUGGAAGAAGAGAUUAGAAAGUCCAGACAUGACUUUCAUCCUCCACAAAACACGAGGAGUCUCGUGCUGCCCCACGUCAGCCCUCACCUGUCAUCACCAAUGCAGAGCAGGUGUUUUACACCAGCCCAGCCACACAGUCAAGAGAGAACCGGCCUUUCUGGAGAGGGGAAAGACAACAAGCUACUGAGCACAAGAGAGGAUGAAGAAAAGACAAAAGUGAACCCCAGCCGUUCUGAACUAUCGGACUGUCUGCGAGACGUGCUGUCCGAUGUGUUAGAGGUGGAGAUGAAGACCGUCUACGAAGAACUCUGGCUAGAGAUCGUUUACCUAAAACCACCCUGGACUCUUCAAGAUGUCUUGCAUUGUUUGAAAAAGCACUGGAUUGCUGUCUUUGGGCACGUUGUCCCACGGCGCCAGCUGCACACUGUUUUAUUCCUCAUCAAAUUCUUCAACUCAGGGUUUACAGCAAACUAUAGCACUACCUCAGCAGCCGUCCAACAAGCUAAGGAGCUUGUGAACGUUUUUAGGAAAAGUUCAAGACUCGUUCCCAGUGCCAUCUCCAUAAUGGACAACAUUUACAACAAGCUACAACUGCAGAGGGAAGCUCCUGCCUGUGAUGUUGUCAUGAAUGAUAAUGAUGAAGAGAAACAAUCCACGUCUGCUCAGGUCUCUCACCAGGAAGUGUGGGCCCUGUUUGAGAACAUGUGGUUGUAUCUGUAUCACAGAAGCUCGGAAGUGUUCAAAGCUCUGGGCUUUGACCAUCACACUAUGCAGAGACCUCAGCUGGUGGGAGGUCCUCCGCCACCACAGGACGCCUUGGUCUGUUUGCACAAACUGUCCGCCAUGGUCUCACAGCUGCUCCAAGCCUUCAGCAGUGUCUUGUCAUCAGCCCCUGGUUUAGAAGAAGGUCAGGCACUGCUCAGCAUCAUCCACUCUAAUAAGAUUGUUGAUAUGGAUUCCAGAUUGACAGCCAAAGACCUUCUUGAUUGUUUCUCACGACAAGACUACAGGGAGAAGCUGAUGAAUGGAGGGAACCAGUUAACAGGGCUUAAAGAGCUACUGGACCGUUGUAUUGGGACCGCCGGUCAACCCCUCACCUUUCCCACCUCACCGCCCUGAUUGGAUCAGAACCUGGGAGUCUGCAGCCAAACAAAUGCGCAGAAUAAACUGAUAUUUACUUGAAUUAUGGACUGUUAUUUUCUACUUCUACUACUUGUACUGUGCCGCUGGUGACUGGAACUGUUUACCUUUUUUUUUUAAUUAUUGUAUAAAAACACACAUUGUUGUUCUGCUUGCCUGAAUGAAUGGAUGUCUUUGGAUGUCCUCCAUCAUUGUGAGGGGCAAUUCAUUUGUCAAACUGCAUCAAUUACUGCUUUUCAAUGUCCUCCAAUCAUAUCCUGCCAAAUCACAGUUGAGCAGUGAUUUCUCAUGUUUCACCCUUCAUCAUAUUUCAGUUCAUUAAGUCUUUAAAAAAAAAUAUUGUUUUAUCUUGUAAAAAGUUAUUAGGUAAAUUAUUUGUGGCUUUUAUUAUUUAAAGAGUAUUUGAAACAUAGUGUGUUACAUAGUGUGCAAAUGUUGUGUACAUGUUGUGUAAUAUGUGUGAGAUUUACAUUUUUGGACCAUAUGAAUGUGUGAUGAUGCAACAAUGACUGAAGUUCUAGGUUUACCCCUCGGCCCACUGUUCCCAUUAUUUAUGAUUGUUCAACUUCAGCAUAAGCUUCGGUUCACUGGGCUCAAAGGAAUAAUAUUUAGGUUGCUUUCACACUGAGAGGUAGAGGAGAAGAAGGAUACCAGUCCAUUAAAUAUUACGGUGGAGCUAGAAGAUGAUUAGCUCUUUUGUUUUUAAACCAAAGUGUAAGCAUAACUUUGGUUUUACGGUGCCGGGCAAGUUAUUGUUCUAAGCUCACUGUCUCAUAUUUAGCUCACAGACAUUAAAGAAAAAGUAAAAGUAAAUAAGCGUAUUUUCUAAAACGUUGAACUAUUCUUUCGCAGCCCAAUGGGACAUUAUCCAAAAACAUGGAAGUUCCUGGUGAAUUUUCUGUUUAAUCAAAUACAAUAGUCACAAACAAUACUUUAGACGUUAUACUACUAACUGCAAGUGUAGCAAAAUUAUUUAAAAAAUCAAAAAAAUCCCAAGAAAGACCAUACUUGUAGCUUCUUCUUUUCAAACUCAUAACUUUUGAAAGCCAACAGAUUGUUUCGACUGUCCCAACAUUCCUAGUGAAGCAGAAGCUGAAACCAAAUGGUUAUGUUUGAGGUUGUCACUCAUAAUCAUAAAUGAUCAGGAACACGGCUUAACAGACUAUAAUGAAAACCAGGGAGUUUUCAGAUUUUGCUAGUUUUGAUGAUAUUGCAAUGUAAAUAAUUACAUAACACAAAAUAUAUUUUGAAUAAAUGAGUUAAAUGUUUAUAACAAAUUAAAUGUUUAUAACUA
Messenger RNA from Cyclopterus lumpus (lumpfish), 4420 nucleotides. RefSeq names its product SWT1 RNA endoribonuclease homolog (gene swt1). The transcript is spliced from 19 exons. Gene Ontology annotation, cellular component: nucleus. The record is from RefSeq and is a predicted model, not a curated record. NCBI's taxonomy places the organism in Eukaryota, Metazoa, Chordata, Actinopteri, Perciformes, Cyclopteridae. Bases 100 to 3105 code for a protein of 1001 amino acids.